Molecule: messenger RNA, 315 nt
Organism: Drosophila eugracilis
Lineage: Eukaryota; Metazoa; Arthropoda; Insecta; Diptera; Drosophilidae
Exons: 1
Coding region: 1-315 (104 amino acids)
Source: RefSeq, a predicted model, not a curated record
AUGGCUCAAGGAUCGAUCCUUUCGCCAGUAGAGCAGGAGACUCUUGUGGGAGUCCAUCACUCUGGAGUAGUCUCAGCUGGAUCUCCAGUUGUAGGUGUUUCCCGUGGCCAAGGCCCUGCUCCUCAGCCUCAACGUUCCGCCUUGGGUCAUGGUUCGGUUGGAGGAUCGCGUCGAGUCGGCGGAGCGGGAUUGGUUGGAGCUCGUCCUCAUGGUGGUGCAUCUCGUCGCCGGGCUGGUGGAUCCCAGAAUCGUCCUUCUGGUGGAGUCCACGGAAAUGCUCACCAGAAUCGCAAUCGCAUCCAGAAGCCGCAUUAG